UCCCGGCGCUAUAUAGGAGGGAGCUGGGCUGCAGACAGAGCCACUGCUGCCUGCUUUAGCCAUCGCUCACACUCUUCUCGUGGCCGAGGAUAACUACAGCCUGCCAAGAUGUGCAAAGGAUUAGCAGCGCUGCCCCACACGUGCCUGGAGAGGGCCAAGGAGAUCAAGACCAAGUUGGGCACACUGCUCCAGAAGCCCGACUCAGCCAUCGACUUCAUCAUCCCCUACCCGGAGAAGCCGGAGAAGCCACCCAAGGCCCAGAAGCCGUCACCGGAGGAGGCUCUGCAGUGGCGCGAUUCCCUGGAGAAGCUCCUGCAAAACCCCUAUGGGCUCGCCAGCUUCCGCAGCUUCCUGCGCUCCGAGUUCAGCGAGGAGAACGUUGAGUUUUGGGUGGCCUGUGAGGACUACAAAAAAACCAAGUCCCCCAUGAAGAUGGCAGAGAAGGCCAAGAAGAUCUAUGAGGAGUUCAUCGAGACUGAGGCACCCAAAGAGGUGAACAUCGACCACUUCACCAAGGCUGUGACCAUGAAGAACCUGGUGGAGCCAUCGCCAACCAGCUUUGACAUGGCCCAGAAGAGGAUCUUUGCCCUGAUGGAGAAAGACUCCCUGCCCAGAUUUGUGCGGUCGGAGUUUUAUCAGGAGUUAAUCAAGUAGCAAUGUGGCAGGGCUGUGCGAGGCAUUCCCCGCGGGCGGUCCCACUGCUUCUGUCUUAACACCUGCCCCUUCUCCUGCAGCUGCUUUGCUUUCUUGAUACCUGCCUAAAAGAGCACCCAGGAGUGUUGCUAAACAUCUCCCCCCGUGCUUUGGACUGUCAGAUGGCCCACUGUUUCCUCUCUUACAGUCUCUUUCCUCUCCCACAAAAUUAGCAGAAACCCCUGGUGAUCCUCCCUGGGUUUGGGACCCACAAGGGUGGUGGAGCAGCCCCAGCCCUGCAGUGACCGGGAGGCACUCGGGCAGCUGGUGCACCCUUGGCGCUGUGGGGCUCAGAGGUCCUUAGGACUUCUUAGGACAUGACACUUUUUCUCCCAGUUUUGCCCAUAUCACUGGUUUGGCCCAGGCUCUCCCCCUCCUCCCAGCUUCCUGGGGUGUCGCGGAGGCUGCACGGGGUACCCAAGGGGUUCCUGCUGGCCAAGUCCAGGGCACCUGCAGCCCUGGGGUGCAGGGUGGGUCAUGUCCACCCCGCGAUUGGCAUCACCUCGUCUUCAGGAAGCAGCCCACCAGCAGGCACAGGGAGGGGCGCAGGGCAGGGAUGGUGGUGGGGCAGGGAGAGGGCUGCAGGGCAGAGCUGGGAGCUCCAUGGCCGUGUGCUCCGGGGUGCAGCUGGUGGGCACGAGGGGUGGGCAGCGCCGCUUCCCCAGGGACUCCGCUUGGAGAGACCCACCAGACACCCUGUUUGCUUCACACUGAAGACAGCAAAGAGGAUAAAACAAGAUCCGUUUGUUCAAACCACCGGGGCUGUUUAGCCACCCAGACCUCUCGCUCGCUCCGACCCCGCGCACGACGUCCUGAGCUCACAGCCUGCAGCCUCUGCCCGUGUCCCCAGAGCCUUCGCGCAGCCCUGAGCGAUGCUGGUGGCUGGUGCUGUGCUUGGAUUGCAGCUUCGGGGGCGCUGCCACCCUGGUUUCAUGCUCCAGUUGCUUCUCUCUGCAGUAGGCACGCCAAAGAGACACUUCUGCACAAACCCAAUCGAGGGGCAUCGAUUAGAGAAGGGAGGAAAAUCACGCUGGGGGGAAAAAAACCCCCACUGCUAAUUGCAACUGUUCAGAUCCAGUUAAAAGAAACCCAAGCAACCCAAAACCCAAACACAAAACCAUCAUUGGAAAUACGAAAAAUAAACCCUCUGUCUUCUUGAACAGACGGCAAACUCUGCUGAGUUUGUGUAGCCUGCAUCUCUCUCCUGUCUCCUCCCAUCUGCCCAGGACAUGCGGUUCCACAAGGCUGUCUCCUAAAAAGCCCAGCUCUUUUCACACAAUCCAAAGCCAGCCUACAGUUCGCUACCAGAAGAAAUCACAUCUGAGGAUGGGGCAAGGGCAUAGGUGGAAGGCUGUGGGGGUCUCGUUUCAGCCUCGCAGCCAAUGUGAGGAACCCCCUGCUCCGCGGGGCCUGGCUGUUUCACCCCUGCGAUGGUUCCCUGGUGCAGCAUCUGCAGGGCCAGGGAUCAACCUGCCCCACCAACAACCCCACAGAUGCCAGCAGAAUUCCAAGCCAGCGUGCUGCCAGCAGGCAGCUGGGACCAGCCAGCCCCCCCGCAGGAUGCUCCACCUCGACUGCGAGUCACGAGACUCCGUGCAAAACGCAAUAACGUAAAACAACGGGUUUGCCAGCCUCUGCAAGACUUCCAAAAUCUGAUCAAAACCCAACCAGCCCCAAAUAUUUACGCAUCGUCACUAUGGUGAUGAAGAAAAGUACAUCCCGAGCUGCAGGAAGUGGGCUGCGUUUUCCAGGCAGGGAUGGGGAGGCAGGGAUAGGAUGGAGGCCACUGCAAACAUGAUUGGUUUUUGUUUCUCUGGAGCCAAUGGCCCGGGAAGUUCAGUGCUGGAGCGGCAGGGGGUGAUGCUCGCACGGCCUUCCCCCAGGGUGAGUGCUGGGGUGGCCCCAAAGAGCCACAAAGGAGCCCACAAGUGGUCCCAUCAAAAGGGCACAGGAUCCCCCCAGCAGCACCCACUGGCCAAAGCUGGUGGGCGACGAGGGGGAGGCAGAAGCGGGGCUGGGAGUGGAAGUGGGGGCUUGGCCAACCCUUCUGCCACCGGCUGCUCCCACUGCCUCUGCCCACACACCCUCCUGACGUCUCCACGAACUGGUGUCAAGAUAACUGGGGUUCAGCAUGUUCAAGCUCCCUGUUCAUGGUAUGACUCAUAGAAAUGCAAAACCAAACAGGCUUCCCUGCAGAAAGACCCAGAUCUUUCAUUUCUACUUAAUCCUUUGGCAGCUAUUUCCAGAUACUCUCACAUGAUUCACAGUUAAAUGCCAAUGCCGGGAUGCUGCUGGAGGCUGGCUUGUGACGUGCCAUCAAAACCAGAGAUGGCCCUGGCUGCGACAGCGACAGCAGGGAGAAGGUGUCUGGGUUUGUACGUGCCGAAAAGAAAGGUGGAGGCUGGAUUCAGGAGAGGUGAAAGGGCUCCAUUGGAAAUCCCUCCUCAGCUCGAUUUCUGCUGAAGCGCUGGAAGCCGGCUUUAGGGGGUGAUUGAACAGGUGCCAGGGAGCUACCAGGUGGCCAUAAAAUGUGGCCCCUGAAGUGUUUUGGAGCUCUUGGGAAGUUGUGUUUGUGUAGAAGGGUCGUUUGGCUAAUUACUCAGGCAGGCUCACCCCAGAAACGCGGCAAUGCCUGUGUCCGCCCCACAGCCCAGCUUUCCACAGGCCCAGAGGUAUUUAGUGUCGGGCUCAUACCAACCGUCAUAUCUCUGGUAGGAAAUACUUCAUGUAUUUUAUCACUCCUGCUCUCAUGACAUUUGCCAUACGUAUGAGCACUGUACACACAACAUUGUAAUGCUGUAUCCCUAUAGUCAUAUAUAAGUACACACAUAUACAUAUAUACAUACUCCUAA
Calidris pugnax (ruff) is the source of this 3545-nucleotide messenger RNA. RefSeq names its product regulator of G-protein signaling 5 (gene RGS5). The coding region runs from base 109 to 654 and encodes 181 amino acids. NCBI's taxonomy places the organism in Eukaryota, Metazoa, Chordata, Aves, Charadriiformes, Scolopacidae. The transcript is spliced from 5 exons. The record is from RefSeq and is a predicted model, not a curated record.